CUCUGAUUGACAUCGAAGCGCUUAUCAGAAGCUGGAUUGCUGUUUUGGUGGGUGUCAAGAAAGCCAAAAAUUGAUCGGUGAUUGUAUCUUGUUUGGAUGAUGAAGAUGAAAAAGGUGGUGGUGAUAAGGCGAAGAAAGGAGAACAAGAUGAAAGGAGAAAAUGAACGUAACACAAGUCUCGAAAAAAUGAGCCGUUCAUUGGUUCAGAUAUUCUCAUCGCUCAAGAUCCUACGAAGGCGAUGAGCAUAACCAUACACGAAUAUUACGGCGAUACCUGAAAUAAUGACUUCUUUCGUAUGUAGCAGGUUGGUGACCUGCAGGAGCAUUGGUUGGGCCGUUCUUGUGUUUGUUCUCAACGUCGACGCUUCUUCAGCAGUCUUUGCAAUUCGUGUGAAGACCACGGGCAUUCCAGACAUCACUCAUGCGAUCGAGUACAAAGGAGUACUGUGGAUGGGUGGAGGACGAGUAGAACAGCAGGUAAGAGAAACUACAGUAGGUGAAAGUCGAGCUCCAUCCCCAUUACCUGUGCUUUUCGAUACAGGGAGUGCAGAACUCCUUGUGCCCUCGACGAAAUGCGCUUCGCCAGGCUGUCUUGCGCAUCCGAGAUUUGAUGAAAGGAGUGGGACUCUGGUUGCAGUGGAAAAACACAGUCACGGACUAGGAAAAGAUGUUGUUCUUGGACGUCAUGAAAUAAAACAAAAGCACCAGGAUGGGUUCCUUCAAGAAGGUUUUUCUGCUGUUAGUACGAGAAGUACUACUGCAUCCAAAUCUUCCAAUCUUCAAGAAGAUCAAGACAAGAGAUCAGCAUCUUUCCUCCGUCGUUUCUUUCCUGGUAGUUCUAGUCUACCCGAGCGUUUGGUCUCGGCACUGCAGGUCUUCAACACUUCUCAGAUGGAAGAUUCGCACGUUGCUGGAAAAGAGCGACUUAAUGGACCAUGGACUCACAGGAGAAGUAGCAGUAGUGAAGAAAGCGAUACUGCGGAGGUGCUCGGCAUUUCCCGACCUACUGGCCUGAUAGAAGGAGACUCACGUCAGUAUCUCAAUGUUUCGGACUAUACGAAGUGGACGUCGAAUUAUAGUACAUUAACAUCGUCCAAAGGCAAAGAUGAAGAUAGACAAGAAGAAGACGACAAGGACUAUUCGGUCCGUGUUUCGUUUGCAAGUGGUCUGGUACGAGGAAGAAUGGCACAAGCUGAGAUAUGCUUAUCUUCGUUUACAUCAUCAACCUCAUCUGAAGGAACCCCUAGGUCUGGGUCGUCUGGAGAGCAAGAUGGAACAACAACAGGAGCAUCAGAGACAAAUUCCCCUCCAUCCUCUUGUAUCUCCGACAUGCAUUUCCUCGCUGCAGAGGAGGAGAAGAGCGUCUUCUCAGCCGACGCUGACCGGUGGGGAGCCGUUUUGGGCCUAGCUUUGCCGCCGAUCAGCUUUGGGGAUAAGGAGAACUUUUUGCUCCAAUGGUGGAAGCAUGUUGGGCAGGCGAAUGGGUAUAUUAAUAUAACUCCUAAUUAUCUUCUUGUUCUUCGAAUAAAAAAAGGAAAAACAAAAAGUGUUUUAUUCAUUCAUUCAUUCAUUUGCGAACCACGUGACAACUCAAGAAAGUUGCCUGAUUCCGUUGCGACCCGAGUGCUUUACUAAAAAUAUCAACUACAUGUACACAUAGGGAACGAAUAAUACUACCAGCACUAGUGCAACAUCUACCAGCAGGCACCUGUGACGCCACCCUCCUCUUUACAGGUUGCAGCCACUUUUUUCCGUCUAUCUGAAUCCGAAUGCCAUUGAUAACACUUCUGCUUUACGUUUUGGCCACAUGUUGCCUUUAAAAGAGGUCGCGGAAGCCGGUCCAGAGCAAACGAGUUUUGAGUUGAACGAGACCCAUGAUGUUGACGCGCAAAAUAAGGGUGAAGAUGGAGACGCGAGAUUGUUAAGGCUUCAGAUUGCCGUUGCAAUUGGUAGAAAUUGAGAUACUCCACUGAUGCAUGAUGUAGCUUGUAGCUGGACUUUGAGGACUAAGAGCACAGUGUCGAUGAAAAUCAAGUAGUAGAUGCUCUAAUCUUCACACCGCAAGAGGCCGCGCACAUCGCCCAGAAUGUGGAGUCAGCCUCUUUGCAUGACCUUUCGCGUCUUGCGAAGUAUCAAGAUCAUGAAGGAAAUCGAAAAACAAGCCACCAAGGGUUUCUGCAGCAGCUACACAAAGAGGAACUACUACAGAUGCAGGAAGCAUCAACAUCAGAACUUAGUAUAGCACCAGUCUGGGCACCAGUGACGAACCCUGGCUACUGGCAGUUCAAAAUUGAGGACAUCAGUAUUGGUGGAGUGCGCCUAAACCUAGGAUGCAACUGCCCAGGAUGCUGCCAGACGGUGGUUGACACCGGCUCUUCGGUCAUUCUGGCGCCGAAGAAGGUUGCUGCUAUGAUAAGGGAGAACUUAGGCUACAACGAAGACUCGUCUUCGCCAUGUGGUGACAAGAAGUUUCCAUCGCUUGGAUUCGUAAUAAAAGACGAAGAAGGUCAGGGCCGGGAAUUGAGGCUGGACGUACUACAUUUUGAUCGUUUAAUUUUUCACUUUAAUAAUGAAUUUUUAUCUUUGGUAGUUCGACCCCUUGUUCGUAAUAGAUACUUAGAUAACUCAUUCAAAAUCAAAAAUAUCAUUUUGUUGACGAUCGAAGUCGUAAUCGCUAUGUAUAAUUCUUGUAUCAUCACAAGAACAACUACGAGGACCCUAAUAUUACAGGAAUCCGACUAUCUCGAUCGCGCAUCUGAGGAUGGCAAACAGUAUUGCUGGCUACACGUCAUGGAUGGACCGGAAGACACGGGUCGAGGUCCCCUGAUGAUCCUUGGUUUGCCAUUCAUCAGACGAUAUUCAACGGUCUUUCAGUUCAUGGGUGAUAAGGACAAGCUGGAGGACAAGCAAAAGCAUCACGCAAGGUUAGGGUUCGUGCACUCCAGCUAUGUGGACACAGGCAAGCUUGACUAUGACGCAGAUUCAACAGUGCGUUUGACCGGAUGCCGUGAAAACUGUGCAGCAGAUGCUAGCAGAUAGUUCCAAAUACUAAAUAGGUAUAAGUUGUUGAAGUUGCGCUGUUACAACCUAGAAGAAUUUCAUAAUACCGCCAUUUUACUAGUACUACAGAAAUCGUGCGAGGAUGAUAUUUUUCACCACGAUAAAGAUAUUGGUAUUAUUCGUGUUUGAGCGUCCUUGCACCUCUUUGAAAAGUAAGUUGUACAGAGAAGGCUUCGUCGACGUUGUUUCUUUUUUCCUAGUUUGCACAGUCUUACUUAGCUUAAGAAGUGGUACAGCUCCUGAAGAAGCUAAGUAAGACUGUGCAAUGAAUGCUUAAGCAAGAAGUGUAAGCUAAAGCAGAUGAACCACUAAAUGAGCAUAUUUCUUUGUACGCCAUAAAGAUGAACUACGAAAUGAACAAUAGAGACAACAAGGAUAGUAUGUGGAGUGCGUGCAAUAAAGCCAAACAAGAGAAAAAAACCUGUGAAACCGUUUUCCAGAAGACGCCUUCUAAAACACACUGAGGAAGAAUCUGAAGCUUCGUGGUCAACAACUCGAAUGUGUAUAAGAGAACCAUCAUCCUCCAGGGGAGGACAUCAUCUACCAUGCAUUCAACGUAAGUACUUGAAAUUGACUAGAAAGAGCGAGGACCAUGAAGACACUGUAGUUGUGACUUUUGAGAGGAAUUUCUAUAACAAGAUGAAUUAUGAAGGCGGUGAAGAUGCAAAUGAAACAAAUGGAAGAUCCC
Molecule: messenger RNA, 3748 nt
Organism: Amoebophrya sp. A25
Lineage: Eukaryota; Dinophyceae; Syndiniales; Amoebophryaceae
Source: the annotation of a GenBank genome assembly